AUGAAGGUCUCCGUCCUCGCCCUUGCCGCCGUUCUCGGCUUGACCUCUGCCCAGAAGGCUGUCGUGGUCAACAACUGCAACUCGGCCAUCUACGUGCAGUCCUACCCCUACGACGGUAGCAGUCCCGGUCCUCUCACCACGGUGAAGCCCGGCAAGUCCUUCUCUGAGGACUUCCGCCCGUCUGGAUCUACUGUCAAGCUGGCCAAGACCAAGACUCUCAGCGAGCCUCUGUUUUUUGGCUACUCCUUCUCCAGCGACCCCGACUAUGCGUACUAUGAACUCAGCUCUGAAUGGGGAAACCCCUGGAUCAAGGACCGCAACACUCUGAGCCCCGGAGCAGGAUGUGAGAAGUUUGACUGCGCCCCCAACGACAAUAGCUGCUACAGCACCCCUGGCCACAAGAAGGUCUACGGCUGCCCCCAGCCCGUGGACCUGACUGCCACCAUCUGCAAGCAGUAG
This is a messenger RNA of Emericellopsis cladophorae, 459 nucleotides long. RefSeq lists its product as uncharacterized. The transcript has 4 exons. NCBI's taxonomy places the organism in Eukaryota, Fungi, Ascomycota, Sordariomycetes, Hypocreales, Bionectriaceae. The record is from RefSeq and is a predicted model, not a curated record. The coding region runs from base 1 to 459 and encodes 152 amino acids.